AGUUACGGUUAAUAAUAUCCUUUAUCUAUGGUUUACAGUAUCGCUUCUCUAUGUAAACUUCCGUUUUCUUGUUGGAAAUGAAAUGGCCUAGAAGGUAAUGGAAUCGGUGAAGUGUAUUGUAAUGAGCCGGUACGGAUAGUUUACUAUUCAUUGAAAGAGUUUGGUUUUUUAUAAAAAUAAUACCAUGUCGGCGUUCCCUGGGGCACUGGCCUUUGAUGAGUAUGGUCGCCCGUUCAUAAUUAUUCGGGAUCAGCAGAAUCAAAAGCGAUUGACUGGGAAUGACGCCAUUAAGUCUCACAUAUUGGCAGCUCGGUCUGUCGCCACUACGUUGCGAACAUCUUUGGGGCCGAAAGGUUUGGAUAAAAUGAUGGUAUCGUCGGACGGCGAUGUGACCGUAACAAACGAUGGCGCGACAAUCCUGAAAAUGAUGGAUGUUGACCAUGAAAUCGCUAAGCUCAUGGUACAGUUGUCGCAGUCUCAGGAUGACGAAACUGGGGAUGGAACAACAGGAGUUGUUGUGCUGGCUGGGGCCUUGCUGGAACAGGCAGAACAAUUGCUCGACAAAGGAAUACACCCCAUCAGGAUUGCAGAUGGCUUUGAGUUAGCUGCCCAGUGUGCUGUCAAACAUUUGGACAAAAUUGCAGAUAGCUUCCCUGUGGACAAAAAUGAUUUGGAGCCAUUGAUACAGACAGCUAUGACCACACUUGGUUCAAAAAUAGUCAAUAAAUGUCACCGUCAGAUGGCAGAGAUUGCUGUGAAUGCUGUUAUGGCAGUUGCAGAUAUGGAAAAAAGGGAUGUGAACUUUGAGCUCAUUAAAGUGGAAGGCAAAGUUGGAGGUCGUCUAGAAGACACCAUUCUUGUCAAGGGUGUUGUUAUAGACAAAGACUUUUCUCACCCUCAGAUGCCUAAGGUUCUUCGUAAUGUCAAGUUAGCCAUCUUGACGUGUCCGUUUGAACCACCUAAGCCGAAGACUAAGCACAAGCUGGAUGUGACCUCUGUUGAGGAUUAUAAGGCUCUAAGACAGUAUGAACAAGAAAAGUUCUUGCAAAUGGUGCAGCAGGUUAAGGAUGCAGGAGCAACAUUGGCUAUCUGCCAGUGGGGGUUUGAUGAUGAGGCUAACCACCUUCUGCUGCAGAAGCAACUGCCUGCUAUCAGAUGGGUUGGAGGAGUCGAAAUUGAGCUGAUAGCUAUUGCGACGGGAGGGCGUAUUGUUCCAAGGUUUGAGGAGCUGUCUCCAGAAAAGCUUGGCUAUGCCGGUCUGGUGCGAGAGUUGAAAUUUGGAACCACAAGUGACCGCAUGCUGGUGAUUGAAGAGUGCAAAAACUCUCGUGCUGUCACCAUUUUCAUCCGUGGAGGAAAUAAGAUGAUAAUUGAGGAGGCAAAACGCAGUAUCCACGAUGCACUGUGUGUGGUUCGCAACUUGGUGCAAGAAAACCGUGUGGUGUACGGAGGUGGUGCAGCUGAAAUAUCAUGUGCCAUUGCCACUUCACGGGAAGCAGACAAGAUAUCAUCUCUUGAACAGUAUGCAUUCAGAGCCUUUUCUGAUGCCCUGGAGAGCAUUCCAAUAGCCUUAGCAGAGAACUCUGGCCUCUCGCCCAUCCACACACUGACAGAGGUCAAAGCCCGGCAAAUCACUGAGAAUAACCCAGCUUUGGGCAUAGACUGCAUGCUCAAAGGAACCAAUGACAUGAAGCAACAACAUGUGAUCGAGACUUUGCACAGCAAGAAGCAGCAGAUAAUGCUGGCAACACAGCUUGUUAAAAUGAUUCUGAAGAUUGAUGACAUUCGUUCACCUGAUGAUGGAAUGGGUUAUUGAAAUAUUCCACUCCAUAAACAUUCACUUACAUUCGCUUACAAAUAAUUUUUGUAUUAAAUUGUAAAAAUUGUUUACAACGUACACAAUGUAAUUCAUCUUGAUUUGGCUUGUUUUGAGAAAUAGUAAGCUUUGUCACAACUAAUGAUCUUCAUGUACUAUUAAUGUUAAGCUAAAUGCUAAUGAGUUUAAAAUGCUGUAUUUUUUAAUUUAGUAACUUGUUUGAAAAAAAUCUGCAAGAUAAUUUCAUUAAUAAACUAAAUAAUCUCA
Bacillus rossius redtenbacheri is the source of this 2083-nucleotide messenger RNA. RefSeq names its product T-complex protein 1 subunit epsilon (gene CCT5). The coding region runs from base 185 to 1816 and encodes 543 amino acids. Gene Ontology annotation, cellular component: chaperonin-containing T-complex. The transcript is spliced from 10 exons. Gene Ontology annotation, biological process: protein folding. The record is from RefSeq and is a predicted model, not a curated record. Gene Ontology annotation, molecular function: ATP-dependent protein folding chaperone; ATP hydrolysis activity; ATP binding. Lineage: Eukaryota; Metazoa; Arthropoda; Insecta; Phasmatodea; Bacillidae.